Molecule: messenger RNA, 3581 nt
Organism: Danaus plexippus (monarch butterfly)
Lineage: Eukaryota; Metazoa; Arthropoda; Insecta; Lepidoptera; Nymphalidae
Gene: TBC1D23
Product: TBC1 domain family member 23
Exons: 2
Coding region: 198-2237 (679 amino acids)
Biological process (GO): retrograde transport, endosome to Golgi
Cellular component (GO): trans-Golgi network
Source: RefSeq, a predicted model, not a curated record
CUGACUUCCAACUUCUUCGAGAUUAUUUGUUAUGUUGGUUUAAUUUGUGGUGAAAUGAGAAAUACAAUCGAUUGUUUCAUUUAAAAGUGAUUAACGAUUAGAAAUUAUAUCUCCUGUUAAAAGUUUAUCGUCUAAGGCAUAAAAUCACCGAGUUUGAAGUCACAGAAAGGAAUUCAAAUUUUCAGUGCGACACCAAAAUGACUCUUGAAGAAGACGACAGUACUUGGCUUAUAGAAUUGGAGUCAGCACUGCUCGAUGGAUGCACCCCUUGUGAGAUUAAUCUCAUCACAAAAGGUAAAAGAAUUCCUGAAAAUUUAAGACCUGAUGUUUGGUUGGUUUGUCUCAAUUGUCAAGAAAUGGGAAAUCAGCUGCUUCUUUUCGAUGAAGUAUUUGAUUUACCAAAUCAAAACGAUUUGAGGGAUGAUGUAAAAAAAUUUGUUCAAAAACUUGACAAUGAUGACGAUGAAAAGUUAUCAGUAAUAUCAGACAUAGAAUCUAUCAUAACAUUCUAUUGCAAGUCAAAAUCACAUAGUUACGCUUCUAACAAUGGCUGGAUUGAGAUACUGUUUCCACUGUUAAGUCUGAAAUUACCUAGAGGUGACACAUAUAAUUUGUUUGAAAAAGUAUUAAAGCUAUAUAUUCCUAACGGCUGUGUAUCUAAUGGUGUGCCUUUUCACAUACUACGACUGAUCAUACAAUACCAUGAUCCAGAGCUGUGUUCAUUCUUGGAUACUAAAAGAAUAACACCCGAACAAUAUUGCAUGCCUUGGCUUAGAUCCCUUUUUUCUGGUACAUGCAGUUUGGAGGUGGUGCUUUUUAUGUGGGACUUGUAUUUUCAGAGAUCAGAUCCUUUCUUUAUAUUCUUCUUAUGCCUUAUCAUGAUUAUUAAUGCUAGAGAGCAACUGCUACAAAUGAAGAAUGAAGAUAAAGCUACUAUAAUUAAAGUUCUGAGUAGCAUGCCCCGGGAUCUCGAAGCAAAUGAUAUAUCUGAUUUUUGUUCCUUGGCCCAUUACUAUUCACUUAAAACGCCAGUGUCUUUUCGUGAGGAUGUGAUUGAUGUACUGUAUUCCAAUAGUGGAGUGGAAAUUAAUUCUAAAUUAUAUUCUCAAGCUCUGUGUCUUCCUGUAGCGGUUCAUGAAUUGAUCGAAACUGCUACCGUAGAUGUGGCAGAUGCUGAUACCGUUAAGUUCUUUUUGGUCGACUGUCGACCUGCUGAACAGUAUAAUGCUGGUCAUUUAUCUACCGCCUUUCACCUUGAUUGCAAUUUAAUGCUUCAGGAGCCAAAUUCAUUUAACACUGCUGUCCAAGGUCUAUUAAAUGCUCAGCAGCAGGCAUUAGCAGCAGGUUCCCUUGCCGCUGGUGAACAUUUAUGCUUUGUUAGUUCUGGAAGAACAGAAGAAGACAGCUAUGCUCAUAUGGUAGUAGCGUCAUUCCUUAAGAAAAAUACCAAGCACGUGUCUAUGUUAGAUGGUGGAUUUGUUGCUAUACACGACUAUUUUGGUCCCCAUAUGACUGAUUGUUUGGAAGAUCACAACACAACUAUGUGCUUGGUCUGUGCUCCUAAUAAUAAUAAUAAUGCUAACAAACCAGCUGAGAAUAGACCUAGAGACAAUGCGCCAGCCAUUCAGUUGUUUAGCAAAUUAUCAUCAGCUAUGAAAGCAAAAAGUCAAGAAGUUAAGGGAAAGCUGAUAGAGUAUAUUGUUAAUCCAACUUCGCAAUCUAAUAACGGUGAUUGGCACGUGUCAGCGAAUGAUAGAAAGGAACAGAGGUAUAGGAAUGUGCCCCCAGUAUUCAGCAUCAACGAUGAGGACGAAGAUUCCUAUUCCGAUAACCGUCGAGACGUAUCUAAUAGCGAUACUUUAGACGAAAUGGUAGACAUAAAGAAUUUCCUGCAAGGCCCGAAUAUAGUAAAUAAUUUCACCUGUCAAGAAGUAUUGUCGAAUGGUUACAUGUUUGACUCUCAUCUGGUGGUGACCGAGACACAUUUAAUAAUAUUACGUGAGAUCCCAAACAAGAAAGGCGUAGCCAAAAUACUGUCUCGAAGGCCGCUAUCUACUAUUGUAAAGAUUACAGCCAAAAAAAGGCAUCCAGAGCUAAUUACUUUCAAGUACGGUGUACCUGAUGGGGACAAUUUACUGAUCAAAGAUAUGGAUCGAUUUCUCAUACCCAAUGCAGCUGUUGCCACAAAAAUUGUCUCCAAUCAAAUCGUCUCGCAGUUGGAUAAUAAGUUACAAUAGACUUAGUUUAUGACAUAGUGUUAAUGGACACAUGUAGGUGAAGUUAUCUUUCAACAUUAAUAAUAGUGGGCACUUAUCUUUGUGAUAGUAAUUCCUUGUCAUGUAGAUAGUUAAGUGUUAUUUAGUUCAAGCCUAAAAUUAUCCAUCCAUUUUUUAUUUCUGUGUAUCAUACGACGGUAUUAGCGAAUUUAAAAAUAUAUUUAUUUACUAUAGGGAUUUCAUUUAAUAUAAAAAAAGCUUUUUGAGAAUUCAUUUCCUAUGAAGGAAUAAUGCAAAAGUGAAAUUAUAACUAUGCCUACUUUAAAAAUAGUUUUACAUAUUAGUUAUCGAAUGUAAAGAUAAUUAUAGCAUAGCAUAUUUUCAUUAGUCACACAGUUUUGUAAACGUUCUUGGAACAUAGAAAUAAUAAUCUUUUUUAAACAAGAAAAAAGUUUUUAUAUUUAUAUUUAAUUUAUUUAAAAAUAUAUGUUCAUUGAAAUUGUUAACCUGUAUUUAUAUUUUGUUGUAUUAAAAGAGUAUAUAAUUUCACUAUGUUUUUUGUUUUAAUAUAAUUAUGCUAGAUCUUCGUUAAAAGAAGAAAAUGCGCAAUCACAUUUACUACCAUCAGCAGAUAUAGCACAAUUUUUAUAAUAAAAUGAUUCACACGUCAUUUAAGAAGCUUUAAAGGAUUCCUUUAAGAUGAUCGAGAUCUCAAACAUCUGACUAGAUUAGAGAAUUUAAAGCCAGUUCUAUUUUUUUUUUUUAAUAUUGUGCCUAUAGUUUGAUGUUUAUUUUAGUAUGAACUGUUACAACGAGUUAUGUGUAUACUGGCAACAUUAUUAAAACUAUUCUCCAAUAGCUUAUGCACAAUUUAGUGUUUCCGGUGUGUACAUGAUAAGCUUUGUUUUGAAAAAUUAAGUUUAUUCCGGAUGGUCAAUUUCCUUUCGGCGUUGGCAGUUCACCGUGUGAUGUAAUACAAAAAAAGAAGCCUUUCGAUUAUUAUUUAUAAUUGCUUUUAAUUGUACUUAAAACUAUUCCAAAAAAUAUAUAUGUCACUUUGUUGAAGUGGAAUGCUACGUUACGUUACAAUAAUUAUUUGUGGCAAGAAAAUAUUGUUUAUAUGAAGAAUUUUUUUUUUUAUAAUUAUGCACACAGUUUUUUGAAUGUCGGUAUUUUUUAUAAUAGGUUUGUGUUAGUCUGCCGUGCUUUUUGUAUAAAAAAAAUUAUUUAGUAAAAAAAAAUAUUAUGAAUACAUAAUAAUCACACAUGUUGUAAGAGUGUAUGAGAAUUAAACUGUGCUAUACUUAUUAAAAUAAAAAAUAGUUUGUUUAAUAUCUUAAUUCCAAAUAAAUAUUGUUUUUUAUA